Chenopodium quinoa (quinoa) is the source of this 480-nucleotide messenger RNA. RefSeq names its product ATP-dependent DNA helicase PIF1-like. The coding region runs from base 1 to 480 and encodes 159 amino acids. The record is from RefSeq and is a predicted model, not a curated record. Lineage: Eukaryota; Viridiplantae; Streptophyta; Magnoliopsida; Caryophyllales; Amaranthaceae. The transcript has a single exon.
AUGAGCCCUCAUGAACUCAUCUUGAAGAUAGACUGUCCUGUUAUCUUACUGCAAAACAUAGCGCCAUCUGAAGGUCUGUGUAAUGGAACAAGGCUUAUAUGUAAGCGUUUUUUUCCCAAUAAUAUUCUCUGCGUUAUAGCAACAGGACAUUACAAAGGGAAAUUUUGGUUUCUGCCACGCGUUAAUCUCCGCCCUUCAUCUUCAGCAAAUUAUCCCUUCCAAUUUGAGAGGAAGCAAUUUCCCAUUAAGCUUAGUUUUGCCAUGACAAUAAACAAGUCACAAGGUCAAACAUUGAACAAGGUUGUUGUAUAUCUCCCACAACCUUGCUUCUCACAUGGCCAGCUAUAUGUAGCUCUCUCACGUGCUAAGAAAUCCGAAAAAGUCAUUGUCUUUAGCCCAAAGGUAUCUACUGCUUUGUCUGCUUCACAUGUAAAAAAUGGUGUUUCUUAUGAUGUCUUAAGGUUAGCUUCAAUCAUUUAG